This is a messenger RNA of Trichophyton verrucosum HKI 0517, 909 nucleotides long. RefSeq lists its product as uncharacterized. Lineage: Eukaryota; Fungi; Ascomycota; Eurotiomycetes; Onygenales; Arthrodermataceae. The transcript is spliced from 4 exons. The record is from RefSeq and is a predicted model, not a curated record. Bases 1 to 909 code for a protein of 302 amino acids.
AUGGAGUUCUCAAGAAGUGGAAUUCUUAAGACACUUAAUACCUAUUCUACCCCAUAUAGAAGAAAUUUGCCUUCAUUUAUGCCUUCUAGAACCCAUAUUGCUCAGACAAAGAGAAAAAAAAAUCUCGACAUGUCCACGAUCAGCCAGGUCGAUAGCUCCAUAGCCUACCUGUCUCACCUCGGAAAUUUGUCUAUCGUGAGAGUCAUUCGAUCCAACUUUGCGCCUUUCAGCCUCGGAGCUCCAUAUGCAGUUCGGCAGGGGAAGGAAGAAAGAGACAUCUUCGUAUCUCCGUCGUACAAGCCCUCCAACACCCCCAUCACAACGAACUCUUUGACCACUGAGUCGGGAGAUAUCGGCCUGGCGCGGGCUAGCAAAGAACGGGUGAACCCCCUUCUCGGAUCCCAUAGCUGGCUGGAUGACCUGGAGGGCUCGCUCGCUUCUCAAGAUCCCCCAAGACAACCCUGUCCUGCCAACUGCGAACUCAGCCAAGGGAUAGGUAUGGAUUAUGGGUAUGUAAGCAGCCUGUCAGGUUCCUGGCUGGGCGAGCUGGAUGGAUGGAUGGAUGAAGAGAGAGAGAGAGUGACGAAUCAUGAUGGAUAUCCAUCAGUUCACCGCUGGAAGGCUGCAUAUGGCUGGACCGUCACCAACAUGCACAGUACAUACAAACAACUUGUACUUGUUGUUUCUCCAGGGAUCGGGUGGACGAGGCCAGUCAGCGUCGAUGAGACCUUGCUCCAGCGCUGUGCAGCUUGGCAGGCAACGCCGUGCAUGAAGAGCGAGGUGGAUGAAAUGCGAAGUUAUCGUGGAGCAGCCAAUUCGCAAGAGCAAGACAGGCGGAGGCGAAAGUCCAUCGGCAUCAGCCGUGGUGGCCCUGGCACAGCUGUUGGAUCGCAAUCUCGUUGUCGAUAG